AUGAUCCGUGUUUUGGAAAGCAGUGGAUUUCGAAUACUGUUUGCAGAUCCGUGCAAUUUUCCAUGGCUUCAUGGCAAGCUGGAGAGGUACAGCUCAGUAAGGCGUCUGCUAAUUCGGGCUGGCAUCGAGGAUGAUUGCUAUCCCAUAACGCUGGCCAGUAAAAUCCAGGAUAUUCCUACUGAACAUUUGUAUUUGCCGGAAAAAACUGGCGAAGGGUUAUUCGAUAAACCGCUGUGCAUCAGCAUGGAAAGAAGGAGAGCGGCGCAGUGUGAGAAGCAUAUCAGAAGA
Gongylonema pulchrum is the source of this 288-nucleotide messenger RNA. The record is from the annotation of a GenBank genome assembly. NCBI's taxonomy places the organism in Eukaryota, Metazoa, Nematoda, Chromadorea, Rhabditida, Gongylonematidae.